Messenger RNA from Olea europaea var. sylvestris, 384 nucleotides. RefSeq lists its product as uncharacterized. The record is from RefSeq and is a predicted model, not a curated record. Bases 1 to 384 code for a protein of 127 amino acids. The transcript is spliced from 2 exons. Lineage: Eukaryota; Viridiplantae; Streptophyta; Magnoliopsida; Lamiales; Oleaceae.
AUGGCAACCAACAUUUCUGAUUCCUUUGGUGUGCGAUUCACGGAAAAAAAUUAUUCUGCAUGGGAAUUUCAAUUUCGAUUGUUUGUUAUGGGAAAAGAAUUAUGGGGUCACAUUGAUGGAUGUGACCCAAUUCCUACUGAGGUUGCUAAAUUGGCUCAAUGGACAGUGAAAGAUGCAAGAUUAAUGACAUGGAUUUCAGGAUCUGUUGAUCCUAUGAUUGUUUUAAAUCCGAGACCAUAUAAAACUACUAAAGAUAUGUGGAAGUAUUUGAAAAAGGGCAAUCUCAAUAUCCAAGAUUACUUUUCCGGGUUUCAAAAUUUAUGGGGUGAAUUUACUGAUAUUAUCUAUGCUAAAGUACCACUUGAAUCCCUUGCUGCUGUUUAG